This is a messenger RNA of Chroicocephalus ridibundus (black-headed gull), 902 nucleotides long. RefSeq names its product basic phospholipase A2 A-like. The transcript has 5 exons. Bases 144 to 518 code for a protein of 124 amino acids. The record is from RefSeq and is a predicted model, not a curated record. Gene Ontology annotation, molecular function: A2-type glycerophospholipase activity. Gene Ontology annotation, biological process: phospholipid metabolic process; arachidonate secretion. NCBI's taxonomy places the organism in Eukaryota, Metazoa, Chordata, Aves, Charadriiformes, Laridae.
CCUUUUGGGGACAGACCAGUCAUUUCAGAGCUUCCAGUUGAGAGCCCGCGGGUCAGACACCGAGGGCAGUGCUCUCCCUGGGAGGACGGGCUGGCAGCAAGAAAGCUGAGCCGGAGCGAUUCCCUGGCCCGGGUAAGAGGAAGAUGAAGGUCCUGCUGAUGCUGACCCUGCUUCUUGCCUGCGGUGUGUUCAUGAUCCGUGGGAAGCUCCCGCGCGCGUUCGCACCAGGACUCGAGGGAAGCACUGUAGGAAAUCUGACUGCCCAUGGCUGCUACGCAAUGGACCGGUGCUGCCGGCUCCGUGCCUGUUGCUACGCCAGGCUGGCUGCACGGCGAUGCCGCCUGGGACCGAUCCAGCCCUUCUCGAUGUCCAGGGCAGGAAUCCCCACUUGCAGGUCUGGGACCUGGUGCCAGCGAGGUGCCUGCAGAUGUGAGCGGGCAGCCCAGCUCUGCCGGCUGCGUAGCCGGGGGCUGCCCCGACGUCGCAGCAAGUGCCGGGGACGAGCCGGGCGGUGUUGAAGCAAAAGGGCUUUUUUUUUUUUUUUUUUGCAAAACCACUUCCAAGCUGGUAAGAAAAGGGAUGUAGGAGCAUUUCCCAACCCUGGCAGGUCUCCUCCACGGGGCUUUUUUGGCUUCGACAUGAGGACAACAACCCUCUUGUGAAGUUGCGUCACUACACACUGGAUGCGAGGAGGGAGAGCAGCGCAGAUGCAAUAUUUCAGUGCAGAAAAACAAGAGAGGGGUGGACACCUGCACCUUGUCCCGGCAAAGAGCGAGAUGGAAACCAGCGCGAGCCUCUCUGCUGACACUCAUUUCCCCUUGGCUCCAGCUCCCCGUGCAGCCUGUCAGCUCCCUCUGCUUUUUGCUUCACUGCAGAUUCUUUUCCAUUGCUCCAAAAUAAAA